AUGGCAUUGAGGGCCAAACACGAAGAAUCUCCGGAAGAAGAAUUGGAAAGCGCGAUAUACCGUGCGGCCCGUUUGGCCUUCCGCAUAAGCGCAAUCAGCCAGAACCUCACCGAAGACACGUCACCAGAUUGGUCCAAUGAUAAAACAGUAGCAGAAUAUGCUGGUAUCGUCUUCAAUGCGGGUCCUCUUCCAUCGUCAUCAUCAACGUCGCCUGCCUCAGAACCGGAUGCUUCCGAGGUUGCGGGCAUUCAGUCGCGUCUUACACACAGGCUUACAACAGUGAACAUUGAGAAGUACACCAAUAUCACCAUCAAAGAGACGCAGUACUUGCUGUCUCACCUGAAAUUAGUCGAAACGUUUGAAUACACAACUCUCUACGUAUUUCGGGACAUGAGAUGGCUCUUAGACGCCGUGGAGAUGGAACAUUUCCCUAUUCCGCGAGAGAUUCUUCAAGAAACCAUCGAUACACUCAACUACUUGUACCCUAGAGAUGGAGCGACUAAAAAGCUGCUCAGACAACAAGGUAUUAAGCUGCAUGUCUUCCAGAAAUCGAUUCCAGAUCGGCCUAGAUUUAGAGACUUCAAAUACUACAAGCCGCGUAUGGUGGACGUCGCGUAUGAGUUUUUGAAUCCGCCGAGAAGAUGGGGGACUGUCUGGAAGGAUAGUAGGAACCCUGUGCAGUUUUGGACGUUCUGGCUGGGACUCUUGAUCUUCCUCUUCACUCUCGCAUUCGGCAUUAUGGCGACAGUCCUAGCUAGCUGGGUUGCAAUUGCACGUUGCCAUACACCCGCCCAAAGGAGACUGAAUGAGACAGAGACUGCGACUGUCUUUUGCGCUCUGUGGGAGUUUGUUUGUCGAAAAGAACAGAGACUUAGAGAAGUGCAGUUAAUGAGACGUCAACGGAGUUGA
Colletotrichum gloeosporioides is the source of this 909-nucleotide messenger RNA. RefSeq lists its product as uncharacterized. Bases 1 to 909 code for a protein of 302 amino acids. Lineage: Eukaryota; Fungi; Ascomycota; Sordariomycetes; Glomerellales; Glomerellaceae. The record is from RefSeq and is a predicted model, not a curated record. The transcript has 2 exons.